AACUCCGAUCUCCCUCCCCUGCCGUCUGGUCGGAGCCUGGAGGCGCCGACCCGCCCUCGCUGAGAGAAGGGAGCCGAGCCGCGGGGAGAGGCCAGCGCCAGAGCGAGCGGCGGAGGCAGCCGGCUCCGGGUGCCGGGGAGUGGCAGGCCCUGCGCCCCGAUCUCUCUCCCGGGCCCCGCCACCCGAGGCCAGGGUUGGGCCUGGCCCCGCGCCCUUCGCCGAGUCCCUCCCACCCGCGCUCGCGCCCCGCCUGGAGUUGGCCCCAAACGCCGCGCCGGAGCUGGGCCGGCGGCGCGUCCCAGGGACCCAGCUGGGGCCUGGCCUGGGAGCCAGGAUGGCCAUGCACAAAGCGGUGCUGACGUGCCUUGGACUGCCUCUCUUCCUAUUCCCAGGGGCCCAGGCCCAGAACCAUGCCCCACCUGGCUGCGGCCCAGACCUCAACCCCCUCUAUUACAACCUGUGUGACCGCUCGGGGGCUUGGGGCAUCGUCUUGGAGGCUGUGGCGGGGGCGGGCAUCGUCACCACGUUUGUCCUCACCAUCAUCCUCGUGGCCAGCCUCCCCUUCGUGCAGGACACUAAGAAGCGGAGCCUGCUGGGGACGCAGGUGUUCUUCCUGCUGGGCACCCUGGGCCUCUUCUGCCUCGUCUUCGCCUGCGUGGUGAAGCCCGACUUCUCCACCUGUGCCUCUCGGCGCUUCCUCUUUGGGGUCCUGUUCGCCAUCUGCUUCUCUUGCCUGGUGGCCCACGUCUUUGCCCUCAACUUCCUGGUCCGGAAGAACCACGGGCCCCGGGGCUGGGUGAUCUUCCUUGUGGCCCUGCUGCUGAGCCUGGUGGAGGUGAUCAUCAACACCGAGUGGCUGAUCAUUACGCUGGUUCGGGGCGGGGGCGGCGAGGCCGGCCCUCUGGGCAACAGCAGCACGGGCGGGGCCGCUGCCUCCCCGUGCUCCAUCGCCAACAUGGACUUCGUCAUGGCGCUGAUCUACGUCAUGCUGCUGCUGCUCUGCGCCUUCACGGGGGCCUGGCCCGCCCUGUGCGGCCGCUUCAAGCGCUGGCGGAAGCACGGGGUCUUCGCGCUGCUCACCACGGCCACCUCCAUCGCCAUCUGGGUGGUGUGGAUUGUCAUGUACACCUACGGCAACCGGCAGCACCACAGCCCCACGUGGGAUGACCCCACGCUGGCCAUCGCCCUCGCCGCCAACGCCUGGGCCUUUGUCCUCUUCUACGUCAUCCCUGAGGUCUCCCAGGUGACCAAGGCCAGCCCGGAGCAGAGCUAUCAGGGGGACCUGUACCCCACCCGGGGCGUGGGCUACGAGACCAUCCUGAAAGAGCAGAAGGGCCAGAGCAUGUUUGUGGAAAACAAGGCAUUUUCCAUGGACGAGCCAGCCUCAGCUAAGAGACCGGUGUCACCGUAUAGUGGCUACAACGGGCAGCUGCUGACCAGCGUGUACCAGCCCACCGAGAUGGCCCUGAUGCACAAAGGCCCGUCCGAAGCUUACGACGUCAUCCUCCCACGGGCCACCGCCAACAGCCAGGUGACGGGCAGUGCCAACUCCACCCUGCGGGCCGAAGACAUCUAUGCAGCCCAGAGCCACCAGGAGGCCACGCUGCCGAAGGAAGGCAAGAACUCUCAGGUCUUUAGAAACCCCUACGUGUGGGACUGAGUCGGCACCAGGAGGAGGCGGGCAGAUCUGGGGGCCUGGCCCCGGGCGAGGGUCUUCCCCGGAGCCCGCGUCUCCCCCGCCCUCCUCGCUGGCUCAGGGCAGGUCGUGGGCCUCGGCCGGGGGGCCCUCCCCGUCCGCCAGUGUUCGGAGGGGCGUCCCGGUGCCCCCACGCACCCAUCGUUUGUGGAGUCCAGGAGCCAGCUCCGGCUUCGUGUCAGGGUCACCUCCGGCGCCCACGCUCCAGCCAAACAGUGUUCUUCUCGGGGAGGCGGCCGGUCAGCACCUACGUCCUCUGGAGUCUUCGGAGAGAUUCCUGCAACCUCGAGAGAUGCCGCAGGGCUUCUGUCCUGGGUCCUGCUCCUCUGUGAGGAGCCAGGUGUCUAAUAAACACCUUUCUGCUGUAU
Messenger RNA from Hippopotamus amphibius kiboko, 2064 nucleotides. It is a transcript of the gene GPRC5C, whose product is annotated as G protein-coupled receptor class C group 5 member C. Lineage: Eukaryota; Metazoa; Chordata; Mammalia; Artiodactyla; Hippopotamidae. Gene Ontology annotation, cellular component: extracellular exosome; intracellular membrane-bounded organelle; signaling receptor complex. The transcript has 5 exons. Gene Ontology annotation, molecular function: G protein-coupled receptor activity; protein kinase activator activity. The record is from RefSeq and is a predicted model, not a curated record. Gene Ontology annotation, biological process: G protein-coupled receptor signaling pathway. Bases 335 to 1660 code for a protein of 441 amino acids.